CCGGUGGCAGUGAGAGAAUAGGCCUCUUUACCUGCGUCUCUGCCUAAAGAAGGCAUGGAGUAUUUAUAGUCCAUCAGCAUGCGCCAUUAUACAGUAGAGGAGAGAGGGGUCAGUAUAUCUAGCCCUUGUUUUGCGUGCAGCUCCAUCAUAAAGCAGCAAGGACACGGCCUGGUCCUCAUCCAGCUACCACUGAAGCAUGUCGCCCAAGAAAGCAAAGAAGAAAGCGGCAGAGGGGGCCAGCUCCAAUGUGUUCACCAUCUUUGAGCAGGCCCAGAUCCAGGAGUUCAAAGAGGCUUUCACCAUCAUGGAUCAAAACAGAGACGGCUUCAUCGACAAGAACGACCUCAGAGACACUUUUGCAGCUCUGGGCCGUUUGAACGUCAAACAGGAGGAAAUCGACGAGAUGCUGAAGGAGGCAUCGGGACCGAUCAAUUUCACAGUCUUCCUCACCAUGUUUGGGGAGAAGCUAAAAGGUGCCGACCCCGAGGAGACCAUUCUCAAUGCUUUCAAAGUCUUCGACCCCGAGGCGACGGGGACACUUAAGAAAGACUUCAUGACGGAGAUGCUGACCACUCAGGCCGACAGAUUCUCAGCCGAAGAGAUGGAACAGAUGUUUAUUGCGUUCCCUCCAGAUGUAGCAGGAAACCUCGACUACAAGAACCUGGUCCACAUCAUCACACACGGUGAAGAGAAGGACCAGGAGUAGGGGCAUUCAUGCGGGAAAGGUGUCUGGAUAACUUGCGGAUCAUGUUUGUGUCCAGAUGAUUCGACCAAACUACUGCAAAAAUAAAAGGUUUGGGCCAAAAAUAAAUCCCCUC
Molecule: messenger RNA, 818 nt
Organism: Menidia menidia (Atlantic silverside)
Lineage: Eukaryota; Metazoa; Chordata; Actinopteri; Atheriniformes; Atherinopsidae
Source: the annotation of a GenBank genome assembly